AUGGCAGAGACCAUGCCGGUCCACGGCCAGGAUAAGCCAGCGCAGCAGCACCCUCGCGGCCUGCUAGGCCUGCCCGCCGAGCUGUUGCUCUACAUCUGCGACUUGACCUUCGGGCAAAGAGAGCCCAUCCACCUCUUCAGGACGCUCACUCCCAGCAUCAACCAAGCCGACGUAAAGCAGCCAUGCUUGUCCCGCGCGUGCCGCCAACUUCGUGCGUUCGUCUUGCCUCGAUUCUACAACACCACGGUCUUCAUCGUGAACGAAAGCUACGCCAUGCCGACGCAUCUGGUGCUCUGGCUGCGCGCCAUCGGCCAACAUAAUCGCGUGCAUUUGAUGCAGAUGUACGUGCGCGGUUCUUGGAACGCCUCCGUUCUGCUGGUGCUCGCGGUGAACGUGCAUCUUGGCUAUAAUCUGGGCAGGGGUGGCAAUCUGUCGGCCGGGAUGGAUGGUGAUCUUCAUCACCUGAGCUUUCCGGAGCGGACUACGUGGCAGGCGGAGGUGAAAAAGUUGUUGCAACGCAUGGGGAUCGUUCGUGAGGUCGAGGAUGACGAUGGUUCGUUGGAUCUGAACUUGGCUUUGGCGCUCAUGCAGAAAACGGAGGACGAUUGGGCUGUUGGCUGGGUUGAGGAGGAGGGCGAGUGGUGA
Molecule: messenger RNA, 645 nt
Organism: Neohortaea acidophila
Lineage: Eukaryota; Fungi; Ascomycota; Dothideomycetes; Mycosphaerellales; Teratosphaeriaceae
Exons: 2
Coding region: 1-645 (214 amino acids)
Source: RefSeq, a predicted model, not a curated record